AUAAAGCGUUUUAUUGUGUACCGGUCCGGUGUAUCAGGCUUCCGCAGUGUACCUUCAGUCUACAAUAUGCAUUGUGGUAAAUGUGUGGUUAUGUUGAUUUAGUUAACACGUGUAUUUAGUAGCGGCAGUAUUGCUGCAAUAAAAUUAGUUAUUUAGGACACUCAAAGUGCUUAUUUGUGCAGUUUUUUUAUUAAGUUUUAUUUAUUAUUCAAUUGCAAGUGCAGUGCUGUUACAAAGCUUCAAUAUGGAUCGCUGCCGUCCAUUUUCACGAAAAGAACUGGAAAAGCUUAUUAAAGAAUCCUCAGAUUCGGAACCAUUUUCUGCCGGCUCCAGUGAUAAUUAUGAACCAGAUUCCGAUGAAGAAGCUGGCAGUGAUACGUCCGAUAUGUCUUCGUCGUCUUUAUCGGAAACAAUGCAAACCACUGUGCAUCUAAACUCAGACAUAAACCCUGCGCAACCACCACAGGUAAUUGUUGAUAGGAACCUAGUUCUUGACUGGGUCAUUCCUGAGAAAAAAUUUGAGCCCGCUAAAAUCCUUCUUCCUGAAAGAGAGUGUAUGCUGGCUCCAGAUAUCACCAAGCAGUUGAAACCUAUGCAAAUUUUUCAUAAAGUAUUUCCUCAUUCUCUUUAUUUGCACAUUGCAAAUUGUACAAAUGAACGUCUGAAAAUCCUAAACCAAUUAAAAAAAAGGAAUGAGAAAAUGACUAACAAAGGAAAAAUACAGAAAUUAUUUGGCUGCAUGUUCAUUAUGUGCUACAAUCGCCUUCCAAGCCUAAAAAAUUAUUGGAGCAAGAAGGAGUCAAUGGGAAAUAGCACAAUUCAAAAAACUUUUUCAAGAGAUCGUUACAUGACUUUAAGCUCAAAAAUUUACUUUGCUUCUCCUCAAAAACCCCCAAAUGCUUCAAAAACAUAUUAUAUUGAAUAUUUAUUAUCUUGUUUCAAAUACACAUUUCCAAAAUGUCGCCAGGAUAGCCAGUAUCAAAGUAUCGACGAAUCUAUGACCAAAUUCAAGGGUCGAUCUUCUAUGAAACAAUAUAUGCCCCUCAAACCAACCAAGAGAGGCAUAAAACUAUGGCUUCGCUGCGAUGCAGAUUCCGGCUAUACGUAUGAUGUCAAUGUAUAUUCUGGAAAAGAGGACCCAAUUCCCGCUAAAAAUCAAUCCCUUACUUUAGGAGAGCGAGUCGUAACAGCUCUUGCAUCUACAGUUAAAAACAAUUAUGUUGUGUUGUGUUUUGAUCGCUUUUUUACAAGUGUGAAUUUGUUACUUUCACUAGACUAUGCAGCCUUGGGAACUUGCAUGUCCAAUCACAAGAAUGUACCAACUAUGGGAGACAAACUCCAAAAAGGGGAAUCUCAAUUUAGAUGCACUUCUUCUGGAUUACUUUGUGUAAAGUGGCAGGAGAUAAAGGAAGUUUUGCUAAUGAGUAAUUGUCAUAAGCCCAAUUUGACAACAAUUAUCAAAAAAAGCAAAACCGGUGAACAACAAAAUAUCGAAUGUCCAGAGGCCAUUUCUUUUUACAGAAAAAAAUGCAAGGGGUUGAUCGGGCUGAUUAAUUUAUUGGGCUAUAUGAUCAUGAUCGAAAAUCAGCAAAGAGGUGGAAAAGGGUGUUUUACACAUUCCUCAAUAUGUGUGCAGUAAAUUCGUGGAUAAUGUAUAAUCAACUGAGACGUAAAAAUGAGAGCUUUUUUUUUCUUUCCUUCCUUACCACACU
This is a messenger RNA of Anthonomus grandis grandis, 1712 nucleotides long. Its product is annotated as piggyBac transposable element-derived protein 4-like. NCBI's taxonomy places the organism in Eukaryota, Metazoa, Arthropoda, Insecta, Coleoptera, Curculionidae. The record is from RefSeq and is a predicted model, not a curated record. Bases 245 to 1639 code for a protein of 464 amino acids. The transcript is spliced from 2 exons.